Messenger RNA from Cryptococcus wingfieldii CBS 7118, 615 nucleotides. RefSeq lists its product as hypothetical. The coding region runs from base 1 to 615 and encodes 204 amino acids. The transcript has a single exon. The record is from RefSeq and is a predicted model, not a curated record. NCBI's taxonomy places the organism in Eukaryota, Fungi, Basidiomycota, Tremellomycetes, Tremellales, Cryptococcaceae.
AUGGACGGAAGUGGAGGAGAAGGUAUCGCCGUAGCUCCGAGAGUGUGGCGGUGGUGGAUGCCAUGUGGCGGUCACGCUACAAAGGCUGAGGAGUCUGAGAAUGAUAAGGCUGGCGAGGAUGUUGCGGCUGAUGAGGAUGUUGACGUUGUGAGUGUUGCCGAUGCUCGGUCUGUUGUUGAGGAUGAUGAUGCCUCUUCAGAUGACUUGCCCUAUCAUCCUGGCUAUGUCUACGAGCCCGUGGUCCCUGCUCCUCCCCCAUCGCCUCCCACCGUGCCACAUUUGCUUCGCUCGGGUAAAAAUUGCCCUCCUGCCCUUCUGGCGCCUGUUCUCGCUGCUGGUGUCGAUCCUCUUCCGUUCUCCGGCUCCGAUGAUCCCAUCCCCGACCUUGACCUCUUACUCGGUCCCCGUGGAGACCCUCUCCCUUUCCCUUAUCCGGACGCUCUUGCUGACUAUCUCGGACGCCCGGAUGAUCCCUCGUUCCAUCCGUCUGACGAGCGCCUUCCCGUGGAUGGCCACAUUGGGAUGCCGAUCCGUGCCCUGCUUGCUAUGGCAGAGCAGGAAGUGGUCGAUGAGCCGCGGACAUGGCGGGCUGCUAUGAAGUCCCCCCCACGCUGA